AUGAGAUCAAUUAAUCUUGGAUGGAAUUAUAAAAGACAUGGUGAUGCAUACUUAGCUAUGAAUUAUUUUCAUGACACUCUUCAUAUAUGUCAAAGAAAUUAUUUUGAUAUAGAUCAUUCGAUUACUGUUAUAGCACUUGUUUCGAUUGGUGAUACAUCUACAGAUUUAGAUGUUUAUCAAAAUGCUUUAGAUUAUUUAAAAAAAGGAUUUCAAAUGUUCAAACGUAUUCUUCCAAGUCAACAUACGAAAAUAGCAAACACAUUGAUUAAAUUCGAAAAUCUUUUUGAUAAACAAUCUUUAUUAAAUCGUGCGAUUAAAUAUUAUCAUUCUGGUUAUAAAAUGGCACAGAUAACAAUGCCUACUGAACAUCCAUGUUUAUUGGAAUAUUUGAAAUAUAUUCUAAAUGUAUAUAAUAAGAUAAAUAAGAUCGAAGAGUUUCAUUGA
This is a messenger RNA of Rotaria sp. Silwood1, 444 nucleotides long. NCBI's taxonomy places the organism in Eukaryota, Metazoa, Rotifera, Eurotatoria, Philodinida, Philodinidae. The record is from the annotation of a GenBank genome assembly.